GGGUGUAUGCAUCUGUAGGGGUGUGUACGUGUGUGUACGUGUGUGUAUGAGCGUGUAUGAGUGUGUAUGUAUCUGUAUGAGUGUGUAGGUGUGUGUAGGUGUGUGUAGGGGUGUGUAUGUGUGUGUAUGUAUCUGUAUGAGUGUGUAUGUAUCUGUAUGAGUGUGUAUGUGUGUGUAGGGGUGUGUAUGUGUGUGUAUGUGCGCAUGAGUGUGUCAUUGUUUACGGUCGGUCACACCAGUGUAAGUGGGUCAUGGGAAAGGGAAGCUAUGCUAACUGCUCAACCAUUGACCUUGCGUGAACCGCGGUGUGAAGGCUUGCUUUGAGCAACUGAUGCCUACAGUCUGGACUAAACCUGAGCUGAUGAGCAGGACCUGAUCCAUACUGGUGCUGCCAUGUCUAGAAGAAGCCGAAACAGCCGGGCCUGGCGAUAUGUGUGGGGAGGAAUAAGACAAGACGCAGAUGCUCGAGCUCUUGUGUUGGCUUCUGAGAAUGAGGACUGGGGUUAUGAGCGCCUAGAGUACAGUGAUUCUGACUCCGAGGCGGACUUCUCAGCAGUUAUGGCCCCCCCAGUCCCCAGUGCUGUGCCUGUUACUGGAGAGUCAUACUGUGGCUGUGAUUCACAAGCUGACACCAGCUACAAUUCCCGAUUACGAGGAUUUCACCAAGUGAAAGACUGCCACUGUGGAGAGGAUGAUCAAGAUUUCGACUGGGUUUGGGAUACUAGCAGCAGAUCCACAGCAACAUUAUUGAGUUGUGACAACCGCAAAGUGAACUUCCACUCUGAAUACAGCUGUGGCACAGCUGCAGUGCGUGGCUCCAAAGAGCUGGUGGAAGGCCAACACUUCUGGGAGAUCAAGAUGACGUCCCCAGUGUAUGGGACAGACAUGAUGGUUGGGAUUGGUACUUGUGACGUUAACCUGGACAAAUAUAGGCAUACAUUUUGCAGCCUGUUGGGAAAGGAUGCUGACAGCUGGGGCCUUUCUUACACUGGUCUGUUGCACCAUAAAGGAGACAAGAUGAAUUUCUCCACCCGCUUUGGACAAGGUUCUAUUAUUGGUGUCCAUCUGGACACUUGGCAUGGAACUCUUACAUUUUUUAAGAAUCGCAAGUGCAUUGGUGUUGCUGCCACAGAGCUACAGAAUAAGCGUUUUUAUCCAAUGGCCUGCUCAACAGCAGCAAAGAGCAGUAUGAAGGUAAUCCGCUCCUGCUCUGCUCCCACCUCCCUGCUCUAUCUCUGCUGUGCACGUCUCCGCCAACUGCUGCCAGACUCUGUAGACACUCUAGAUGUGCUACCACUGCCACCCGGUCUCCGUCAUUUAUUACAUAACAAACUUGGGUGGGUGCUGAGUCUCAGGAGUGGCAGCUUAGAAGAGACUCUGGAUGAGCCUGAGCAGUCCCCAGACCUACCUAUCCCUGCUCUGGCUGGACCAUCCUCCUCGGAGAGCGAUUCAGAGGGCUGCACUUCAGACCCUGAAGCCUGUCAGAGGAAAAGAUGUCGCUGGACAUAGAAAACUUCUUCCUACCUCCUCCCAAACACUGGCACUGUCGUAUGGCAGCUAACCCAGUAGUCACCUGCCUGUCUGAAAUCUAUCUUCAGACAGUCAAUUCAAAAAACCAGUUUUAGCAAGUCCAUGAAAGUCUAUUAAUGACCCAACUCAACAGUACAAAGUUCUCUCUGAAAAUUGAAGCCUUGAUUAUAAGACAUUGAGCUUCUUUUUUUAUUUUAAAGUUAUGCAAAUGCUUUACACUGUUUUUCAGUUUACAACUAACCAUGGUGUCUGUUACUGUAACUACUAUAUAUACUAAAACAGAAUAACUGUUACAAAGAGGGUAUUUUACAUCUUUACCUGUAAUAUUUUAAAUGUAAAAAAAAUCAUUAGGGUAUUUUUAAAGUAAAUCUAAACAGAAUAAUUGAAACUUGUGUGUCAUAACUAUUUGCAUUUCUUCCCUUAUAACAUUCAUUCUGAAUAUGAAUGACAAAAGAUGCACAUAUAUUUUAUGUUUGUCAGAUGUUAUUAGCAAUUUUAAUGUUAAACGUUGCUGGAUUUUAUGCAAUGUUAUUCUUUUGGUGCUUUGUGUACUCACUCCUGUUACAGUCAUGGGCCAUUUUGAUCAGCCUAUAGGGUCCAUCAUGAAAGGAUGCAUUGGUUGAAUCGUGGCCGCACAAUUACAGUGAUUUUUAAUUUUUGAUUCCAUAAAAGGUAUUGUGUAUCAUGCUAAAUGUAAACAAAAUGCUGCCAUCUGGAGUUACUGUCAUUUUAAAUGGCUGUAGUAUUUCUAGUGCUGGUAUGACCCUAUAUGUAAACAAAUUACACAUAUAGUCAUCUGAUGUAAACAGUGUAGGAUGGUAGGAUUCACCACAAAAUGAAAGAUCGCCAAACUCAUAACCUUGAUAUAUAAUCGUUGCAAGCUGCAAUGGACCAAGCUUAUAUGUGAUAAGUCCUAACGACGUGACAUCACAAAUGUAAAAAUCUGUUGUUUGUAAUGAAGCCAAUGCGUCUUAUUCACAGUAUUCGUCUUCAUGUUAAAUGCAUCUAAGCACUUUUUAUGACUGUAAAUACAAAAUAAUUUCCUUUAUUAUAUCUCAUAAGGUAAAGAUAUAUGUUAAAGCCUUUUCUGAAUAAGUUAAAAGCAUGAUUUUCCACUCAGAAUAAAAUGAAUGCUUAAUACUG
Messenger RNA from Periophthalmus magnuspinnatus, 2673 nucleotides. It is a transcript of the gene spsb3a, whose product is annotated as splA/ryanodine receptor domain and SOCS box containing 3a. Bases 394 to 1509 code for a protein of 371 amino acids. Gene Ontology annotation, molecular function: protein binding. Gene Ontology annotation, biological process: proteasome-mediated ubiquitin-dependent protein catabolic process. The record is from RefSeq and is a predicted model, not a curated record. The transcript is spliced from 7 exons. NCBI's taxonomy places the organism in Eukaryota, Metazoa, Chordata, Actinopteri, Gobiiformes, Gobiidae. Gene Ontology annotation, cellular component: SCF ubiquitin ligase complex.